Messenger RNA from Haliotis rufescens (red abalone), 842 nucleotides. Its product is annotated as UPF0691 protein C9orf116 homolog. NCBI's taxonomy places the organism in Eukaryota, Metazoa, Mollusca, Gastropoda, Lepetellida, Haliotidae. The record is from RefSeq and is a predicted model, not a curated record. The transcript is spliced from 4 exons. Gene Ontology annotation, biological process: axoneme assembly. Gene Ontology annotation, cellular component: axonemal microtubule. The coding region runs from base 101 to 427 and encodes 108 amino acids.
UUGAUCGUUGCUGUGCAACCAGUUGACAACGAACUAUUUAUAGAUCUCCAAGCUCGAGGCUUCAGUCUGAAGUAAAACAUUUUGACAGGAAACUCACAAAAUGGAAGCCAACGAGACACAGACGCCCCAGGCUCCUGAGCUGGGACCGGGAGGAGUUCCGAAGGAUGCCAAGACGUCUGAGUACUACCGGACAAAGGAGAUGCCAGCCAGGUUCGACAACCCAAACUGGUUUGAAGGCUACGUCGGGAAGCCCCAGCACCCCAUGUACAUGACCACGUCGUGUGAAUAUGGCCGCCGAGCCCCGACAGUUCACACCAUGCCGACAUGCUUUCAUGCCAAGUCUCAGCAGUUCUCAGAGAAACUGGGCGUGUGCGGAAUGUACCGGAACCACUCCCUGAACACAUCUCUAGACCAGAGCCGUGUCUAGCCGUCUCGUGUUGUACACUUUCACAGAUCUCGGCCCUCCACACAUUCACCACCAACUCUUUCUUUUAGUCAGUUUUUUUGUUACAUUUUAUUGUUAAAAGUUUCUUACAUCUUUUUAAAGAAAAUUGAAAUGGAGAGACUAUAUGAAAUUUGAGAAAUUUUCAGUAGUCAGUUUUUGAAAGUGGUAAUAAACUAGAUCUUAUCUUGAUGACUAUGUCAAAUAUUUAAUGUUACCCAGAAUAUUUAUAUACAGGUACAUUCCUGUCCUGUGGUUCAUAUCAUAUAUACAGUAUACUGUAGUGUUGUUUGAAGCCAUCCUACCAGAUAUUGAGGUUUGGCAUUUACCUCCGUCACUUGCAUGCUGUGUGUGGAAAUCAUUGUGUAUCAUUUUAAAUAUCAUUAAAUCUUCCAUGCUU